GGGCAGGGAGGGUCACACGUGGCCGAGUUGCCGGGGCAUCACCUCUGGGUCCCCACAGCCCACCCCUCCCUCCCAGGGAGCUCUGGGAGGGGCAGUGACUGCAGGGGCACGUGGGAGGCUCUGAUGGCAUAGAGUCGCUGCUCAAUACUUGCUGGCGGCGAAGAGGAGGCGAGGGAAGGAGGGAGCGAACAAGGGAGCGCCGUCGAGGGCCGAGGACUGCCCCCCAGAGGCAAGAAAGAGCCCUGAGUGAAUGAAGAAAGGGGGGGCUGCAGGGAGGGGGCACGGGGAGAUGGCGCUGGGGUUACAGCUUUUGAGGUGUAAUCACCCAGCUACCCAUUUGCCAGAUGAGAAGACGGAGAGAGGGCUGGGGACGAAGCAGGCUGCUGGGUCUGCGGCGCUGGCCUCAGACCCGCAGCCCCGGGGCCGCCGCCACCUCCCUCUCUGCCCCUCAUCAUCCUCUUUCCUCUGCUGGGGUGGGGAGGGUUCCAGGAAGGAGACCUUUUCUCCGCCUCCGUGCUCCUCAGAUUCAGUUUCCGUCAGGCUCUGGUGUGGGGGGUGGCAGGGAGGGGUGGCCCCCGCAGGGGCUAUUUCAGGCAGAGGCAGCCCUGCCAGGAAACAAAGGGCGCUGCUCGCUCAGAGGUGCCCCAGUCCUGGUGAGAGCAGAAGCGCGAGAGCCUCGUGUCUGGCCUCCCCCCUUGACCCAUCCCACUUGGGGCCACCAAGGUGCUCCGGGGACAGGAAGGCUGCCUAUGAGGAAGCGGAGCACAGAGAUUGAGUAAUGAGCCUAAGGCUACACAGCUCACACGUGGCAGAGCUGGGAUUCGAACCUGGGCAUCUGGACCAGAACCUGUAUCUUGGCCUCAACCCUCUAUCUCCUCGCUCUGAGUGCCUUUGCAGGUAUUCGUUUUCUUUCUGGGCCUCAGUUUCUCCCGUCUGUAAAAUAGGGAGAGGGGGCGAUUUGAUUCGCUAUCCCAAAGGCUUUCCCUUACAGGAUUGUUGGACUUAAGCUGUGGGUUCUCUCUGGACACCAGCAAAUAUGGAAAUGCCACUUGAGAGGUAGGUACCCACAAGUCCCACUUAUCCCACCAGGGAGCCUCUUAAAGCAUUUGUGCUGCUGGCUUCUCCAAAACCCAGCCGGAAGGGGUGAGUAGAGGGGCAAGGUACAGGGUCCAAUGGCAUGGCAUGGCAUUUAUUAAGCACCUACUGUAUAUCGGGUCUGUGACAGGUUUACUGGUAAGGCCAUAGGCCCAGAAAAGGCAAGCGACAUCCCCUAGGCAGAACAGCAUAGAAGCAGGGGAGCCAGGAUUUGAGCCAAGCCUGCCUAGCUCUGAAGCUGGGUUUUUAAUCUCUACUUUCCGUCCCCAUGGGUCACACUAAGUUCCCUCUUCUGAAUCAGGCAGUCGGGUUCUGGUUCUGAAUCUGCUUCCAGCUCACUAAGACUGAGCAGUCCGUGCCCUCACUGUGCCUGGAUUUCCCUCUUUGUAAAGGAGCUGGAGACACUCAUCCUGCAGCCGUUUGACUUGGGGGGAGCUGUUCUCACUCUGGCCACCAGGGGGCACUGUGGCCCCAGGGGCUUUGCUAGAUCCCCUUUGUCCAGGGGAAGGAGGCUGAGGGAACUCCUGUAUCACCUCCUUCCCCCAUUUUACAGAUAAGAAGACUGCUCCCAAAAGAAGGACCAUGGCUUUGGAAGGCGGAGUCCAGGCUGAAGAGCCCCUCUGGAUGUAGGAGGCCCGGCGGAACAGCCAUGGCCAUGGCGUGGGACAACGGCACAGGCCGGGCCCUGAGCUUCCCGCCCACCACUUGCGUCUACCAGGAGAACUUCAAGCGGCUGCUCUUGCCACCUGUGUACUCGGUGGUGCUGGCGGCUGGGCUGCCCCUGAACGCCUGCGUCAUCGCCCAGAUAUGCACGUCCCGCCGGGCCCUGACCCGCACGGCUGUGUACACCCUGAACUUGGCCCUGGCUGACCUGCUGUACACCUGCUCCCUGCCCCUGCUCAUCUACAACUAUGCCCGGGGUGACUACUGGCCCUUCGGAGACCUCGCCUGCCGCCUGGUCCGCUUCCUGUUCUACGCCAACCUACACGGAAGCAUCCUUUUUCUUACCUGCAUCAGCUUCCAGCGCUACCUGGGCAUCUGCCACCCGCUGGCCCCUUGGCACAAGCGCGGGGGCCGCCGGGCCGCCUGGCUAGUGUGCGGGGCUGUGUGGCUGGCCGUGACAACCCAGUGCCUGCCCACAGCCCACUUUGCUGCCACAGGCAUCCAGCGAAACCGCACCGUCUGCUACGACCUGAGCCCACCCAGCCUUGCCACCCACUACAUGCCCUAUGGCAUGGCCCUCACGGUCAUUGGCUUCCUGCUGCCCUUUGGCGCCCUGCUGGCCUGCUACUGCCGCCUGGCCCGCCGUCUAUGCCGCCGGGAUGGCCCAGCAGGGCCUGUGGCCCAGGAGCGGCGUGGCAAGGCGGCCCGCAUGGCUGUGGUGGUGGCAGCGGCCUUCGCCAUCAGCUUCCUGCCUUUCCACAUUACCAAGACGGCCUACCUGGCGGUGCGCUCCACGCCCGGCGUCCCCUGCCCGGUGCUGGAGGCCUUCGCGGCCGCCUACAAGGGCACUCGGCCCUUCGCCAGUGCCAACAGCGUCUUGGACCCCAUCCUCUUCUACUUCACCCAGAAGAAGUUCCGCCAGCGGCCGCAAGAGCUGCUCCAGAAACUCACAGCCAAGUGGCAGCGACAGGGUCGCUGAGUCCACUGGUGCGGGACACCUGAGGCUGGAGCAGCCACUGUGGUUGCCCCUGUGGCCUGGGCACCGGAAGCCCCGGCGACCCUCAGCUGGGCAGGGAGUGAGGUCCCCACGGCCCCCCACAUUUCAGCUAUUUAUUAAGCCUUUUCUCUGGAGCAGGCCCUGUGGGUACAGGGAAAGUCAGGCCUGGGCCUAACUCUCCAGAAGGUCCCAGGAAGCCAUGGAGAGUCGGGGCAAAGCUGCUCACACAAAUAUAGUGUGACAAACACCGUAA
Molecule: messenger RNA, 3008 nt
Organism: Phacochoerus africanus (Common warthog)
Lineage: Eukaryota; Metazoa; Chordata; Mammalia; Artiodactyla; Suidae
Gene: P2RY6
Product: pyrimidinergic receptor P2Y6
Exons: 3
Coding region: 1745-2737 (330 amino acids)
Biological process (GO): cellular response to pyrimidine ribonucleotide; G protein-coupled receptor signaling pathway
Cellular component (GO): plasma membrane
Molecular function (GO): G protein-coupled UTP receptor activity; G protein-coupled ADP receptor activity; G protein-coupled UDP receptor activity
Source: RefSeq, a predicted model, not a curated record